This is a messenger RNA of Closterium sp. Yama58-4, 960 nucleotides long. Lineage: Eukaryota; Viridiplantae; Streptophyta; Zygnematophyceae; Desmidiales; Closteriaceae. The record is from the annotation of a GenBank genome assembly.
AUGGCAGCUAUGGUUUUUGAGAAGAAGGGAUAUGUAGACACUGAGGCUGGGCAAAUCCACUAUCGAAGAUGCGGCCAAGGAACGCCGUCCAUCCUGCUGCUGCACUCUGCCGGCCAAUCCUCUGCCAUGUUCACGGCUGCACUCAAGAGGUUUGCUGCUGCUGGCCUCCACGCCGUUGCUCUGGAUCUGCCCAACAGCGGGGAGUCGUGCCGCGCCACGUCAGGAUACGCUGAUGCCUCGCAAGCCACUCAGCUCCCAGACGGCGAACUCACCAUGGUUGACGUGGCGAACCUCGUGCUCCAAGCUGCCCACGGGUUGCACUUCGCGCCGCCAUUUGAUAUUGUGGGUGCGACAGUGGCCCUGCACAUAGCAGCGGAGCUGCCACACAUAGUACGCCGCAUUGCCCUGUGGGGCAUACCCUUGCUCGGCUUCAUGGGGCGCGGGGACGUGCUCAGGGAGGAGAGCCCUGACGCGGAUUACCAAGCUGACCUCCCAGCUGCCAUCGAGGCAUUCAUAACCACACGAUUCCCGGAACAACAAGUUGGUGGUGCGGGUGUGGAUGUGCCAUGGCAGCUGAAGGUGCGCACAGUCAUCGACAUGCUGCAGACGUAUGAGAGACGCCCAUGGCUGACUCGGGCCAUGGCCGUCACAGAUCACGCGGACCUGCUCAAGCGGAUUGACCUGCCAGUGCUCUGCAUGGCAGGGGAGAGGGAGCCCAUGCAGAAGGAGACAAGAAAGGCCGCCCUGCUGUGCAAGAACGGGGAGUACGUGGAGCUGGGGCCAGCAGGCCGGGACGUGGUGGAUGAGAUGCCGGAUGAGUAUGCCUGCACCGUUCUUGAGUUCCUCCUGGCAGACCCCACUCUCGCCAGCCCCAUGUCACAUGCAUGGCAAGGGGCAGAGUGGAGUGCGGGUGCAGGGGCACCAGCACCAACAGCAAACACAGACCAGCAAGGAUUAUGA